CGGAGAAUGAGCCGGAGGCGGUGGCGGGCUCCCGGCGGAGCGGCCGGGCUGGGAGCAUGCUGCGCUGGUUCAUCACCGUCCUCCUGUGUGCCGCCUUCCUGGGGCUGGGAAUGAGUGUCGCUAUACUGGGACCCACGUUUCAAGAUUUGGCAACAAAUGUGAACCGCAAUAUCAGCAGUCUUUCUCUGAUUUUUGUGGGCCGUGCCUUUGGAUAUUUGGGUGGCUCUGUGAUUGGUGGAGUUCUUUUUGACAGUAUGAAUCAUUUUCUUCUUUUGGGGAUGUCAACGUUCGCUACCACAAUUGGUCUUUAUCUUGUUCCAUUUUGUAAGGCCGCGGUGUUACUGAUUGUCAUGAUGUCCACCUUUGGUGUUUCAGUUGGCAUCCUGGAUACAGGUGGUAACGUCCUAAUCUUGGCUAUUUGGGGGGACAAAGGAGCCCCCCAUAUGCAGGCCUUACACUUCAGUUUUGCCUUGGGUGCCUUUUUGGCUCCCCUGCUGGCUAAAUUGGCAUUGGGCAGGAUGGUGUCUGCUGAAAACCACACAGAGGCUGACUUUAACCAUUCUGCCCUCAACCAGUCAUCUGAAGCUGACUCAGAAUCUCUACUUCGAAUACCUGACAAUAUGAAUUUACUGUGGGCUUACGCUGUUAUCGGUACUUAUAUUUUUGUAGUUUCUCUCUUUUUUUUCGCUCUUUUUAUAAAGAAAAGCUCAAGGCAGGAUAAAGCAAAAGUAUCUACUCAGAGGUUUCGAAGAGCUAAAUAUCACAAUGCCCUUCUUUGUCUCCUUUUUCUGUUCUUCUUUUUUUAUGUUGGAGCCGAGGUAACAUAUGGCUCUUACGUUUUCUCCUUUGCAACCACCCAUGCUGGCAUGAAAGAAAGUGAAGCGGCUGGGUUGAACUCCAUCUUCUGGGGGACCUUUGCAGCCUGCAGGGGUAUGGCAAUCUUUUUUGCUACAUGUUUACAACCUGGAACCAUGAUUGUGUUGAGCAACAUUGGCAGCCUGGCUUCAUCUUUAUUUCUGGUGCUUUUCGACAAGAGCCGAGUUUGUCUCUGGAUAGCAACUUCAGUGUAUGGCGCCUCAAUGGCAACCACAUUUCCCAGUGGUGUGUCUUGGAUUGAGCAGUACACGACCAUCCAUGGGAAAGCUGCAGCAUUUUUUGUAGUCGGUGCUGCCCUGGGAGAAAUGGCUAUUCCUGCAGUAAUUGGAAUUCUUCAAGGAAAAUACCCUGAUUUGCCUGUAGUUUUGUACACCUGUUUGGGGUCAUCAGUAGCCACUGCUGUUUUAUUUCCUGUGCUGUAUAAAUUAGCCACCUUGCCUAUCAGUCGUCAGCAUAAAGAACACAGUAAAAGCGAGGACCAGAAAGCUUUGCUGUCUAGCUCUGGGCUAAAUGACUAUGAGGAAGAGAAUGAAGAAGAAGAUGCAGAAAAAUGGAAUGAAAUGGACUUUGAAGUGAUCGAAAUGAAUGAUACGAUGAGGAAUUCUGUAAUAGAGACAUCUAGAUAUAUUUUGAUGGAGCCCACAGCUGACGUCUCCAACCAAUCCCACUCAAAUGCGUUAAUGUUUGAGUCCUCUCCAGUUAAUAUGGGCAAGUCCCCUGUGAAUCACUUGCAAGAAACCAGGACAAAAGGGACUAAGGGCUAGAGAAGAUGAAUUAUUUACUGACUUCCCUGAAGAAUCACCAGUUCUAAAGAGGCCAGUCAGAGCAAAGCAUAACAGAUUUUCAACAAGCUUUGGGGGUCAAAAUUUCUAGGUCCAAGUAUAGCAAAUGCUAAAAGGUUUUGAAAUGUUUUGUCAUUCACAGAGCCUUUCAUAAAGAACCAAUGAUCUCAUACAGCUGGAUCCUGUUGUGAGGCUAGCGUUUGGUGGCAUGUGGCUGAUUAGGGAAUAUUUUCUGGUCUCAAGAGUGUGCAGAGAAGGCAUUUGUUUUUGAGAAGUUGGGUGCCAUUCAGAUAGAAUGAAACUGUUUAGUAGUUGAAUUGGUUAGCUGAACAAAUUAUCCGUCGUCAGUAUUCUGCCAGGGAAGUUGAGGAGAAUCAUUUCAUAAAAGAGCAUCUUUGAAAAUGGACAGAGAUUUUUACUGUUUCCCUCUAUCUGUAGUGUUGGACCAGCAAAUGCUAAUUACUCAUAUGAUUUCUGAUUUCUGUGAAGAGAACACAGAAUAGGCACAGACCUGGCUUCAGGCCUCCACUGCUGCUCACUAGUCUUCUGGCCCUGUACUCAGUCAUUUAACUUAUAUAGGUCUCGUUUAUCUCAUCCCCGAUCUGUGAUUCUCUAAUGAAAAUGCGAUGACUUUCAAACUGGGAAUCCAUAAUUUUUAAAGUUUGUGCAAGAUACCUGCUAGAAAUCAAUAUGUGUCACCCCAUUCUUCAUUUCAAAUGAGAAGUGAAAAAAAUUGAUAGCUUUAAGAAUGUGCUACUGACUAUGAAGAGUGUCAAUUUAAGAGACUCAGUGUUUAAUACUUUAUUUGAAUAAUUGUCUGAAGAAUACAUUUUUAGUACUGUAUUUCAUCAAUUCUGAGAUGCACCUUUUUUCACAUUUUUAACAUCUCUGAAAUCAGAAUAUGUGUUGAAAUCAAUGAUCAUUUAACAUUGUGGCAAAACUUAAUUGACGUUUUUUUCCUAUAUACUUCUAUAAAGUAGUGUUGCAUUUUACAAUCAGUGUCUUAGUUUCAGUGACUAUAGUAAUUCAUUCAAUUAUGGAGAUUAUACUAUUUUUACAGACAUUUUAAAAAGAGAAGUUAUUUUUGUAUGCUUAUUUUCUCUAAUUAUGUUCAAACAGGAUUUGGAGAUGCCUUGUUUCGAUUUUUAAAGCUGUUUCAGGGUUACUAUGUUAGUAGUAGGGCUGUGGACAGGGUCUCUUGAGGUCCUUUGCCUAGCUCAGUGACACAGUGUGGGUAUGAGCCUUGCUGUUCCAGGAAUUGCUCCUCAUUGAGUCUGGUUGGUAAUCAUGUUGUACGCGCUGUAAAUUAGGUUGCUAGUUUAAUUUACAGUGAGACACAGUCUUUUCCAAUGGUUGGAAUACUUGUAUCCCCCAAGUGGAUACAAUACUCUGGAUACAAUGCUUGAAGCCCUCUGGGCUUCCUCUUUACUGAGUUUGAAAUACCUGGGAAACCAAAGUAAUGAUUAGAAAGUGGCUUGGGAGCCUAAGAGUCAGGGAUCAUGAGUAUGGCAAAUGGGCUAUCCUUUGAUAAAUGACUGGCAUUGACAACAGAUUUUAUUCACUUCUUUUUAGCACAUUUUAUGCUGAAAAAUAUCUAAUUUCUACUUGGUUGCAGUAUGUCUACUUUUUAUCUAAUUUCUAUAAAUUUGCCUUUGUUUUAAGUGGAAAACUACCUUUCUUGACCACUGUCCAUUAUUGGUUCAUAUUAACAAUCUGACAGUUUUGGAGAGGGCUGGUGAAGAAAUUAGCAGUGAAAAGCCUAUUCUUGCUCUUUUUAUACUGUAUUUUUCUCUUAGCUAGAACUUGGAGAUUAUCUCUGCUCCAUUUACUGCUUUUCUCAGGUUGUUGGAAUUUAGGCAGUAGCAACUGUUUGGCAUCUGCGCGGCUUGCUAGAAUAGGGAUUCUGCCUGCAGCAUGUACAUUUAAAGGGUAAAAAGGCAACUCAGGGAAAGAAGGUAAUAAGAACAUGGCAGAAAAUUUGGAAAUCCAUGAAAAAUGCAUUAGAAUUCCACAAACCAAAAUGUGAAUGGCCAGAUGAGAUUAUAGGCAUUGUUAAAGUUUAAUAAUCUAUUUCCGUAUUGGAAGGAUAAGACUUAUUACAAUUCAGGAAUUAGCAUUCAUCCUAAUAAUAAGUUCUUAGUUAAGUAAGUGUCUGCUGAUACACAGAUAACCAAUACCGAAAUUUUCUAUUGCUGAGUAACAAAUUACCACAAAUUUAACAGCUUAAAACAGCAGAGUUUUUGUUUCUUUAACCUCAUAGUUUCCUUGAGUCAGGAGUUUGGGCACGGUGUCACUGGGUUCUCUGCUCACGGUUUCACAGGGCUGCAGUCAGGCUGUUGGAAGAGUUGUGCUUCUUUGUGGAGCUUGGGCUUCCCUUCCAGGGCCGUGUAGUUUUUGACAGUAUUCAGUUCCUUGAUGUGGUGGAUUGAGGUCUCCGUUUUUUGCUGGCUGUCAGCAGGCACCAUUCUCAAUUGUUAGAACCUCCCACAGACCCUUGCUGUGUGGCCCUCUCUUAGAUCCUCUCAAAAGUAUGGCAGCUUGUUUCUUCAAAGCCAGUGGGAGAAUCUCUUACCAGAGCCGGCUAAGCUGGUGUCUUUUAUAAUAUAAUGUAAUCACAGGAGUGACAUCCUGUCACCUUUGCCAUAUUCUGUUGGCUAGAAGGAAGUCGCAGAUCUGCCCAAACUCAAGGGGAGAAGCUAGUAUAGAGAUGUAUCUGAUUAUUGGGGGUCACCCUGGAGUGUGUCUGCUAUACUCAGGUACCUGCAAAACUCAAGAGAGCUAGAAAGUUUGAGCUGGGGGGAAGAAAGACCUUCAGCAGUCAUUGAAAGUGAUUAUAGAUACAGCCCACUGAAUGUCCUAGUGAGGGGAUGGAAAGUGCUCCAUAGACCAGGCCAAUAAACCUAACUCGGAGUUAGGCUUUUUUUUCUUGAGAUUUUAUUUUGUGUCCUUUACCACUGUGCUUUUUAAAACCCGUUCAAAUGCAGCAUAAUAUGAGGGAAAUAGGUAAGUUUCAGUUUAAUUGUAUUUUCAUAGUAAAGUCCAAGAACACUUUGAGAGCAUUUUUCAAUUACUAUUAUUUUUUAAAGGAAAAUCUUUUUUAAAAAUCAGUUUUUAUUAUACAAGUAAUGAAGGUAUAAAGAAAGGUCAUGAUAGAAGAUUAUGGAAAUACCUAAAAAUAUAAGGGACAAAUAUAAGUAAUCAUAACCCUAAACACCUGGAGAGUUCUUACAUUUCUAAUCAACUUAAUUUCCUAAGUCAAGGGUAAAGGGGUAAAAAAAAGUUUCUUUCUACCAGAUAAGGUAUCAGAAACAACUUGAAUUUUGUGUCCACAUUAUAUUGAUACUACAUUUGGUGGACUGGUUUUUAGUUUGAAGAAUUGUAGUUUAUUAAAAACAAAAACAGUGUAGCAACACAUUCCUAAAAAAUGUGUGAGACCCAGAUUACAUGUAAAAUGAUUUUGUUUCAGGUAGAUUUACUGAAUAGUCAGGAUAGCUUUCUCAUAGCCAGAACUUUUGUUUUACCAUAGCAAUGUACCAUUUUCAAUCCUGCCGCUUAAAAAGUUAUUACUAAAAUAGAGCUUAAAAUUCUUAGUGGAAGUAGAUAUAUUCUUCUGGGAUGCCCUGUAUUUGUGUUUAAGUGCCCUUGUUUUGUUCAUAGUGUUGUAAAUGUUUGUGUGUGUUUGUAUAUGUGAACCCACAGAUAUUGUGUGUGUCUGAUGUUUUCUUAUACUAUGGGGAUGCUGUGGAGGUAGAGGUGAUAGGGAAGGGAUACAGAAAAGCUUCCCGUAUGAUUCAAAGUUUGUUAGAAAUGUUCUUUUUUUAAA
Messenger RNA from Delphinapterus leucas (beluga whale), 5481 nucleotides. It is a transcript of the gene SLC60A2, whose product is annotated as solute carrier family 60 member 2. Gene Ontology annotation, molecular function: D-glucose transmembrane transporter activity. Lineage: Eukaryota; Metazoa; Chordata; Mammalia; Artiodactyla; Monodontidae. The record is from RefSeq and is a predicted model, not a curated record.